Messenger RNA from Bufo gargarizans (Asiatic toad), 3036 nucleotides. RefSeq names its product TEPSIN adaptor related protein complex 4 accessory protein (gene TEPSIN). The transcript is spliced from 13 exons. Bases 67 to 1797 code for a protein of 576 amino acids. Gene Ontology annotation, cellular component: trans-Golgi network membrane. Lineage: Eukaryota; Metazoa; Chordata; Amphibia; Anura; Bufonidae. The record is from RefSeq and is a predicted model, not a curated record.
GCGCUGUGAUUGGUGGACGCCUGUUCCGGCUGUCAGUGAGGCCACGGUGGCCGGGCCAGGAGGGAGAUGGCAGUGCUGGACAAGCUGACGUUCCUUCAGCAGCUGCCACUUCUAUUAAAGGGGACCUCUGAUGAUGACACCCCCUGCCCUGGAUACCUGUAUGAGGAGAUGGCCAAGAUCUCGCACGAGUCCUCUGGAAGCUGCCAGUGCCUCCUGGAGUAUCUUCUGAACCGCCUGCAGAAUAACUCAUGUCAUGUCAAGUUGAAGGUGCUGAAGAUCCUGCUCUAUCUGUGUUCUCACGGCUCCAACCAGAUCAUACAAGAUCUCCGACGCAACGUGGUGUACAUACAGGAGACUUCAGCUUUUAGUGGACCCCCGGACCCUCUUCAUGGUAUCAGCCUGUACCAGAAGGUACGGACGGCCGGUCAGGAACUUGUGGGCAGCUUGUAUACAGAUCCCAGGCCUCGUCCUGCCAGUAUGGUGCCAAACAAGGAGAGGUGCCAGCCCGGAAUGGGAUCCCAGGUCUCCCAAUUCCAAGGCUUUGGCUAUUCCCAGGAGAAACAGAACUUAGGUACCCCCAGGGAAGCCCUGCUGAGCGGCAUACAUAGGGCAGCCAUAGCUGUGACCCAGAAAGUGCUGGUCGGAGCAGGGUCGCCGUCUCCCUGUCUCAGGGAUCAGGCGGAGGACACGUACAGGCCGGUGGCGGUACCCCUGGGUGAGAGAAGCCCAUCCGCAGGAAAGCCACUGCCUCCAGCUGCUCACAGCAUCAGAGGCGGACACCGCUCAGGAGUCCCUGGGGGAGGAUGGGACGACAGUGAUAGCGGGCACAGCUCCCAGGACUCUUUACAAGACAAGUCCCCACGCAGCCUGUCCUCAGAUGCCGGCAGCAAGGCAGGCAGCGAUGGCCAGUCCCGCAGCAGCAACCGGGAGAUCACGGAGAUUUCUGAAAGGGUGGAGCCUGCCCAUCCAGGCGACUGUCUACAGGAGGCGCAGCUGGUUCUGACCAUCACCAGGGGACAAAAAGUCUUCCUCACCCAAGAGGAAGUGCAGCAUUUCGUCAGAGGGUGUUCACUGCUGAACUGUGAAGUCGUCUUCGAGAUGUUAAACCGCUCGCUGGAAGAAGACAGCGCGGGUGUCAAACUGGUGAGAAAUCAGAGUUUACAUUACUUUCGGUCUAUGUGCGCUAUCGCGUCCCUCAUGACCUCCGACCUUCUGUCACAUGACCACAUGCUGGCGGUAGUUAGGAAUAAUCUGAUGAAGCUGGGCCGAGGACCACCAGGACCAGUGAAGGACAAAGCCAGGAAGAUUCUUCUCCAGUUUGAAGCUUUAACCCAAACCUCUCCUAAGCAUGGGACUGUCCUCCAGUUACCCACCUUGCCGUCUACCCAACCCAACCCCUUGGACCUUCUAAUAGACACCCUCCCUGAAACGGGCGUCAAAAAUCUACUGACCCCCUCGAGCAUCUCUACUUCCCCCAUUGCAGCGUCGGAUCCCACAAAACCUGCUUGCUGCGGACCUGUCGAGAAUGGAGGCCAAAAUUCAGACGGCGGAGUUGCGGCCGCCAUCGAGAAGGAUGACCGCGUCCACGCUGAGGCAGAGCCGCCUGCCCAGACUGAGGCCCAUGGGCGAUUGUCACUUUUUGAUGGCAUGGAGCUGGUGACGCCAGUAAGGAGACUUGGGCAGGAGGAUAAAGAAAUGACGAGUCAGAUGCCUUCUGAUACCAGCUCCGUGUGGGCGGGGUCACAGGAGAGGACUUGUAAGCCUGGCCUAUCAGCGUUCUCCUUCUUGAAUAGCUAGCCCAGGACGUAGCGCUGCAGAGGACGGUGGUGUCUGUGUCUGGUGACUACUGCUUUCUGCCUGUUGCUCUGCUGCGGCCAUUGACCGGGUGGAGAUACUGAAGUCAGGCGGCUGGACUGUCCGGCAGAACCAGAGAACACUAACCCACCCAAGUACGAAGGGCUGUGUAUAAUUGGUGACGUACAGCGCAGACGCUGCCAAUAAAAUAUUUGGUACUGUGGAGUCCGAGGAGGAUUUCCGAGAACAGGCCCUCCAGCGGUUGCAAAACUACAAUUUCCAUCAAGCCCAGACAGUAUACAGUUAUCAGGGCAUGCUGGUAGUUGUAGUUUUGCAACAGCUGGAGGGCCACAGGUUUGACAUCCCUGUCCUAGAAGUUGAGGUUAAAAAAAAAUGAAAGUGGGGGUAUUCCCACCCUGGACAUUUAUGGCACAUUGAUAGGUGCGGGGCCCCACCUGUUAUCUCCAGAACGGGGCCCUGAUGUGAAUGGAGAGCAAGCCCUGCUCCAUUCAGUGCUCUGCAACUUCAGAAAAUAGACAAGAGGUGAUUGGUGCAGUGGUCGCGCCUGCGCAGUGUGAUCUGUUUACUUCUAGGCCCCAAUCUGGAAAUAGGAACACAUGGCAAAAAAUAAAAAUUAAAUAAAAAAAAAAAUUCAGGUAGUCUAUGUGUUACUGAGAGACUCAUGGUCCACCUUUAACCCAAACUGUCAUUUAAACAUUCUGGCAUUGUUUUACUGGGGGGGGGGGUAUGCUGGUGGCACAGUACCUCACCAGCUGAGUGACACCAAGCAGCCCCCUGAAGACGAAGCCACUGCCGACCUAGUGGAUCCUUACAAUAAAAAAAACUUUUUUAGAGGGCAGCUUACCUGUCCAUCCUAGUGCAAGCAAUUGUACCCGCUAAGCCGCCCAUGAGGUGCCUGGAAAGUCUGAGAAUUGUCCUCCACGUCCGUGCCUACCAUGGGGGAAACUGGGUCUAGAGGUCAGUGCUAGAGUCCCUGUGGAGGACAGUCUCUCCCCUGAAGAGGGCGCUGUAGGGAAAAUGAGCAAAGACUGGGCAUGGCAUAUCUGUGUAAAAUAAUGGACAGUUCCUUUAAAUUGUGUGACAAUGGUUAUUCAUAGGUAGAUUUUUUUUAGAAACUUAAGCCACAGGAACGCUUGCAAAAAAAAUAAAAAAACGCUGAAAAAAAAAGCCUCCGGGAAAACGGCACAAAAACGCUUAUUUUAUUCAAUUUUUUUUAUUUAA